AUGGCAGAUACUACUUUACAGAGCACUCAAGAAAUUACAGAUAUAGACGAAAAUAACUUACAGCCGUGCAAAAAAUGUAACUUACCGAUUUAUGAAGGACAUGCGUAUGAGUUAGGUGAUGAUAGGUGGCAUAUAAAUUGUUUCAAAUGUUCAAAGUGUAAUUCAUCAUUGGGAUGUAAUUCUAACUUUUUGGUGUUGGGAAACGGAAAUUUGAUUUGCUCGAACUGCUCAUACAACUGUAAACAGUGUGGCAAGAAAAUUGAUGAUUUAGCCAUUCUCACUGGUGAUCAAGCAUAUUGUUCGUCAUGUUUCAAGUGUCGCUCAUGUAAGUUGAAAAUUGAAGACUUGAGAUAUGCUAGGACAUCAAAAGGAUUAUUCUGUAUGAGCUGUCAUGAGAAAUUGAUUGCAAAGAAGAAAAAAUAUGAUUUAAAAAGGAAACAGAUUGCACAACUACAACAACAAAAGGAAAAUGAAGAAAGAGAGGUCAGUGAAUACCUGCAGACACCACCACAAGCAUAUGACGUACUUCGUCACCUUCAGGAGCGUUCAAACUCUUCUACGUCUGUUUUAAGUAACACAACGAGCGCGAGAGAUAGUAUUGACAAUGCUAGUGAUGUUUUCACCCAACCAAAUAAGUCGAAUUCGAGUAUAUCUACGAAAGAUAAAGUUUUGCCUCCACCACCAAGUAAUCCACCAAGUCAACCUAGUUUAUUUGCGAGAGAGUCUUUUAAUUCUACAAAAACAGAUGGUUCCCUUACCUCAACAAUCACUUCGAGAUUUUCAACGCCAACAAGCGAGUACGCUAAUGCAAUUUCUAAUCCUAAUGGUAUUGAUAAUGAUUAUUCUAUUGAAGAAGUUAAUGACAGUGAUGAUGAACUUAAAAAAAAUAAUACAAAAGGACAAUUGCGUCCUCAUAAGGAUCAAAAUGAGCAGAUAAGUACGCCGCCAACAUCAUCAGCAAACGAAAGUCUGUCACCCGUUAAAAAUAUGACUAAUGGCAUUAGACUUGAUAUUAUCGACUCCUCUGAGCCAUCAACCCCAAGACAUAAUCAAUUGGAACCAGCGGCAACGUUUACUCCACAAUCUAAAGAUAAACCUACGAACGGUGAAUAUAGAGCAAAUUCCCCUAUUUCAAUGUCAAGGUCCAAUUUCAAAGGGAAAAACCUUCUUAUUUUAUCUCCAAACCACAAUGGUGAAGAUUUCUUUAAUCCAUCUAAAGAAAGCCAUUCGUCAAUUGGCUCCCCUACUUACGAUAUGAUGUCAGAAUAUGAUGACAGUCGACCAACACUUGCGGCUCCAAUUGAUGAGACGAAGGUGAGAUCUGGCUGUCCUUCACCUUUCGCUAAGGCAAAUAGACAAGCAAGAGUUGUUGAAACGAAUGAUUAUAGUCAAGACAAUUCAGGAAUAUUUUUGGAUAAUGAGGAUAAUAGAGAAGAUGGAUAUGAUAUAAUUAGGACACCUAAGAAGUUGGGCUUAUCGUCGUCAACGACGAAUACCACUUCACCACCUCCAAAGUUACCUUUGCCUGUGAUACCAUCAAGCCCGGUCAAACAAGAAGUACAUGAAACUCCAACAAUUCUGGAGACUGCUAAAUUUAAUAAUAAGCUAGAAUCUACUCCGAAGGGGUUAGGAUUAGCUGGUGUAGAUUAUGAUGAAUCCAAAGAUGAAAUUAGGUAUUUUAAGCAGAAUAAUGAAAAUCAAAGCGAAAAACCGAUCCCUCUCGUACAAUCACAAUCCCAGACUCCUAAUCAAAAAUCACCGGCGACUCCAGCUGUAACAAACCUUGAAACACCAACAAUUGUGGAUAAAGAAACUCCGGAGAGUAAACAAGAAUUAUCUAGAAAAUCAUCGUUGAUAAGGACACCAAAGCUUAGUUUGAAACAUAAAAGAUCUAUUUCAGGUGGUGGUGGUGGUGGCAUCUCUCAAAAGUUUGGGUUUUUUAAAUCUAACAAUAAAGAUGAUCCAAUUUCAAACCCUGAGAAGCCACGUCAUGGGUCUGUAGGAUCUAUCUCAAAUGGAGGAUCAGCAUUCGUUACACCCCCUUUACCUCGAACUUCGCUGACAAACCAUCAAUUCCAGACAAAUAAUGGGUUCAUUCGAGAACACAACAGAUCCACGUCAGACACUCCGUUUACUUCUAUUACGGAUAACAGAUAUAAUACCGAUUUAGCGAAAAAUGAUUCAGACAUGAGAUCUUUGAAAUCAGAAGUUUACCAAUUAGAUUCUCAAAGGCAGAUGUUGUUUAAUGAAAAUAGAGCUCUAAAAAACGAAUGA
This is a messenger RNA of Debaryomyces fabryi, 2274 nucleotides long. It is a transcript of the gene RGA2, whose product is annotated as Rga2p. Gene Ontology annotation, cellular component: nucleus; Z disc. The transcript has a single exon. Bases 1 to 2274 code for a protein of 757 amino acids. Gene Ontology annotation, molecular function: transcription coregulator activity. Lineage: Eukaryota; Fungi; Ascomycota; Pichiomycetes; Serinales; Debaryomycetaceae. The record is from RefSeq and is a predicted model, not a curated record.